AUGGAGCAGCAACAGCGAAGCAUACCUUAUCGACCAGCGCCAAAGGCAGAACCUUCUCUUGGCCCAACAAUGGCUCGGAGAGUAGAAUCCUACCUCCAAACCUCAGUCGAAGCAGAUCCAUGGUUGCAGAUGAGCCGCGAUCAACUUAGCACCAAAGGUACACCAAGGUUGACCAGGCAUACACGGACAGCCCGACUCGUGGGAUCUUCAAAGGGCGAGGAGCCAUCCGAACUUGAUCAUCAACUCUCAGGGGGCCCUCAGAGUCACGACCAAAGUGGGGCGAAAGAACUCUUGCCACGAGGGGCUACAGCUGCCCACGCUUACGGCUCGCAAGGCCCGGAUGCCACGAACAAUAAAUCUCCCCGUUCAUCCUAUGCCUCAUCCUAUGGCAGCAGCUUGCUUUCUUUUGCCUCGAGAAGUUCACGGACCACCUCUAGCUCCCUGGCCAACAGUUUAUUCUCUCGCUCCAGCCUCGCCAAAUCUAGGGUCUCGUCCUUCUUUUCUUCGCCCAGUCAAAGAAGCAGCUUGCACAGUGAUGCACACAUCCACGAAUCUACUUCGGAGUUACCACACGAUAGACUUCGUCCGGUGGCUCCCAACAAUGUUGACACAAACCCAUCUCCUACUAUCCUGAAGCAACCGGAUAGCGAGGGUCAGACCAACGCGAUUGAUUUGGAACACGGACACACUCAAUACUGUUGUACUACCUGUGCACAGUCAUUCGUAGAUCCCGAAAAAUGGGAGGCCCAUGAGAAGGCAUUUCUCUUAUUUGAAGAGACUGAGGAGCUUUUGACCCAAUCCUUGAGCUGUUUCGACAGGGGUCCGAUACUUACCAUCAGCUCUUCAUUGGUCAAAUCUGCACAGGCACGCAUUGGCCGAGUCAGGCGGCAGCAUCUCGCCUGUGGGUUCUGUUCGUGUUUGCACGAUGACGUGGACGCUCAUUUGUAUCAUCUUGCAUACCACUACUGGAACCGAAGUGACCCAGAGGACUGGUCACAUUCUCGAGUCAUCCAAGGCUUGUUGCGCCAGCCCGUCAUAUGCGAUGCAUGGGACGAAUGCAAAGCGGCACACCCUGUUCUGGCCAAUACUCCGAUAGAGCAGAUCAAGUGGCGAAGAUGCAGGACUGGGAGAAUACCCAGGUUCGCCAUCCUGUAUGGCAACGUUGAGCACCUUCAAGACGCCCUUGAGCUCUUCGAUGGGUCUCGUGAAGAUGCAAAGCGCAUCGCUCAUGUAGCCCUUGCCGAGUCCGACACUUUCCAUACAAACUUCCAAUACCUUGACCAAGUUCUUGUCCCGCUUCACGAGGUCUACGGUCACCUCUGCCAGUUGGAAGUCGAGUCAGAUUGCCAUACGGUUGAGGGGAAGCUAGUAAAACUGGAUGCAACUAUGGGGAAGGCGCCUUUGGAACGGACUGAGCCCCUCUGGAACGGAACGCCUGAUGGACAGUGCAACACCACUGCAUCAAAACCUGCGCAACAUCUUAAAUCGAAUCAAGAGGAACCGAUUCCAGGUCCGUCUUCUGCCCUGGCCAGGACAAGAUCUUCACUCAAAAAAGUACUGGGAAGCAAGGUUGAUGCUUUGCAGCCGUCUUCGGAGACCCUCUCGAACCACAUCUACGAGUCUAUCGUGAGCCAAGUCACCGACAGUUCUAUCGAAGAUAUGAUUUCGCAAGUCAUGGAGGAGUUCUGGCUUAUGUGGAGCCAGAACUGGCAAGGUUUGACGCGAGAGAUUGCUGGCGGGCGCUCUUCACCAGCUGGACAAAUACAGGAACAGGAUCUCGGCAAGACCCAGCCAAACAACUCUUCGGCUCUCGCUAGGGCACAUGAGAACAGCAAGAGGCGUCGGAGCGAAGAUGAUGCCAACGACGACGGUGAUGGCGAAGGAAGCCCGCCUCCACCAGAUCGGGCCUCAAGAACGCUGGGUGCUGCUGGCAAAAAGUUCGCUUGUCCAUUCCCGUCAGGUUGGCAGACCACCGCACGACUAAAGGAGCAUCUGUAUCGUUGCCACAGACCUAUCUAUUGCCAACGAUGCAAGCAGAUUUUCAAGUCGAAACCUGGACUGGACGCACAUGUCUCUGUGGCUCGCGAAAAUAUCUGCGAUGCGAAGCCAGGUCCACCACCUGAAGGCUUGAGCCCUGAGCAGGAACAAGACUUGAGAUCUCGAAAGAAAUCCACGCGAAACCAGUCCGAGGUUUCCAAGUGGUGCGGAAUCUACAACAUAAUAUUUCCCAAUGAGGCAGCCCCUUCACCAUACUUUGAGCCUAUUGAUGAUGGUCGUCGCCAAUCUCCAGACUCGCAUGAGCUGGAGGAACUUGAAGGUUAUCUUCGCCAGCAAGUCCCGAGCCUCGUGCAAAGUACUUUGACUGAGGCAGCUAGGCGGGACAGACAAUUGAUCCAGGCCCAAUUACUUAGCAUGCUUCACCAGGUGACCAAAGACUGCAUCGAGCAGGCCUGUCUGCAGUUCAGAAAGUCCCGACACACCGACUCUCAGCAUCUAGGUGACCCGGCGAUUGACGAGGAACUCCUCAACGCUCUACCAGACCUGGUGUUGGCCAACCACGCCAAUAUGAGCGAACCAGAUCGAGGUCGAGGGAUUAUGAUGACAGGAGGCCAGACGUUUGUAGACGUUGAUCAAGAGGGCUUUCAGCAGUCUUCAAGCGCGUUCUUAGAUAGGAUCACCAAUGUACCGCCAGCUCUAGACGGAGAUUACGCCGCAUUUGAUGGUCCUGACACAAGUUUGGAUCGUCUUGCAAAUGCCGAGUUAUCAGACUCAGGAUACGGAAAGGGAGGAAUGACUUGGGCUUUUGCCGAGUAG
Thyridium curvatum is the source of this 2814-nucleotide messenger RNA. RefSeq lists its product as uncharacterized. The record is from RefSeq and is a predicted model, not a curated record. Bases 1 to 2814 code for a protein of 937 amino acids. The transcript is spliced from 7 exons. NCBI's taxonomy places the organism in Eukaryota, Fungi, Ascomycota, Sordariomycetes, Thyridiales, Thyridiaceae.